Messenger RNA from Solea senegalensis (Senegalese sole), 365 nucleotides. RefSeq names its product ribosomal protein L29 (gene rpl29). Gene Ontology annotation, molecular function: structural constituent of ribosome. The record is from RefSeq and is a predicted model, not a curated record. Gene Ontology annotation, cellular component: ribosome; cytosolic large ribosomal subunit. Gene Ontology annotation, biological process: cytoplasmic translation. Lineage: Eukaryota; Metazoa; Chordata; Actinopteri; Pleuronectiformes; Soleidae. The coding region runs from base 100 to 315 and encodes 71 amino acids. The transcript has 4 exons.
CAUUAAAUACAUCCGUUCGCCGUCUUCUUUUUCCCCGGACGUAAUUUUCUUUCUCUUCCGGUUGUCGUCCGUUCGUGUGUCAGAUACAUCUGAGUCGAAAUGGCGAAGUCUAAGAACCACACAACUCACAACCAGUCUCGUAAGGCCCACAGGAAUGGCAUCAAGAAGCCCGGAACUAAUCGCUAUGAGUCAUUGAAGGGGGUGGACCCUAAAUUCCUGAGGAACAUGCGCUUUGCCAAGAAGCACAACAAGAAAGGCUUGAAGGCCGCACGGAAGGCAGCCGUACAGAAGGCAGCCACACAAGCACCGAAAUAGGCCGCCAUGUUUCCAUCUUCACAAUAAAGCUAUGCUUUGUUAACAAACCA